AUUGCAUCGGGACAGUGCAAUUGAGCUGGUGACACUGACCCUGGUCCUGGUUGAGGUGUGUCUCCAGCCCAGCCCUGCUACCAGAGGCGACCUCCCCAACCACCCCUAGGCCACUAGGUUCACAGCAACAACCAUCAGUCAUCCGCCCACCCAUCCACACUCGCAAAUCAAUAUUCAACUGCUGCUAUGUAGUGAAAGUGUGGAUGAGGUGGCUGUGAUGUUGUUGUUGUUGUUGUUGGUCUGAUGUACAGAAUAUUCAGCCUGGAAUGUACAUGCAGAUUUGCUUUGUUCCAAGUGCUGUUUGCAAGUAGUCGCAUGCCUCUCUGCAUAUCAGAUCACAACUAAUACCAACCUUCACAAACACACAUGGCUACAUACACCACGUAUACACACACUACUGCAAGUUCCUUAGCUCAAGGUAUUUGCUCCAUCAAAUCCACAUUCUGGAUGUCAAAGACGCGCAAUACCCACGGCUGAAGCUUAUCUUUCUACCCUACCAGCCAACCCACCAGGCCUUACUCACAAGUCUACCCUCCCUCUCUUUGUAUAUGAACCACCGGACCCCAACCCUCCCUCCUCCUCGGUCUCCCUCUCUUCAGCUCACCUUCGCCAUCCCUGCCCAUACUCUCGCUCAUAGGGUUGCCCUCCACCAAGGAAGCCUGCCACGUUUAUUUCACUGAACCUAUUCCAACACCUUAUUUCUUCUACCGACCCUUCGACACUCACUCAUACGCAUCCCGCGUGGCAACGGCAAAGGAACAACAGACAGCCAUCACCUCACACAACAUUGUGCCAGAGGUACCACUCGAAAACAAAGCUCUCUUCCUUCCUCGGUUCUCUUCCGAUCUCACGCUUCCCGUGCUUCCACGAGGCACCAACACAGGCAGUACCCGCCUUUUUGGUGUGAUUCUUGAACGAGGGCAUUGUUGGACAAAGCGGGUCAGGAGCUUUUGCUGGACUACCCUUCACCACUUCACCUUUGGGCAGAAAUAAAUCAACUUGGUUGUUGGAAAUUCCUCUCACCACCACAUCAACAUCUCACCUGAGCUACAUUGCUUUGCCAGCAAGCUACCUACCACAACAACCUUCACCGCCACCUUAGGAACCACAAGAACUUCGAUCCAGGUAAGCUGAUCUCUAUCGCGACUCCUCUGCUGUCGGCGAGAUGGGACUUCGAUUUCUCUCAUCGAGCGCGUAUCGCGGUUUCGUUGGCUCUAUUUUUGGCGAUCUAAGAGCCUGCUCCAUCGCUCAUCCUCCCUCUUCCAUCACCGGCAGGCGACGUCAUGGGCUUGUGACAUCAAAUCAUGAUUCUACCCGCGCUUGCUGGCCCGGGUAUUUUCAUCGUUUGUUUUCUGGGUCCAGUCGGAGCUCCCGUCGAACUUUCUGUCCCUCCUGAGCUGUCUGGUGACUCGUGGAGUGGUUUGUACUUCAUGAUCUCGCUGGUCCUCCACGAUCUUGCCUACAUUUCCCGAGGAUAGGCACAUUAUAUGAAAUCUCAGAAUCCUCAACUUGAGCGAGAAUGAAUCAGUCUUGCUAAUACAUACAUCUCUAGCCAACAAGAUGCGCUCCUUCGCGAUCAUCCCCGCCGCUUUGGCUACCUUGGCCGUGGCCAUGCCGCAGGCUGCUCUCAAGCCAUCUGCGAACCCCCCCGCCGGUUGCUCCACAAGCUACACUGGCAACUUCGGUCUGACCGUUGUUGAGCUCGGAAAGCGAAGCCUCGAUAAGCGUGGCUCCUGCACUGGAACUGGUUCUUUGGACCUCACCCUCAAGGACGGUGUCCUUACCGAUUCGCAGGGCCGCACUGGCUCUAUCGUCGCCAACUACCAGUUUCAGUUUGACGGUCCCGCUCAAGCUGGCGCCAUCUACACUUCUGGCUUCUCCGUCUGCUCCAACGGCUCCCUUGCCCUUGGAGGCUCCACCACCUUCUACAGAUGCCUUUCUGGUGACUUCUACAACUUGUACGACCGUCACUGGGCUGAGCAGUGUUCUCCCAUUCACCUUUCGGCUCUCCCUUGCGGCGCCGAUGCUCCCGUUCCCUCUGGACAGGUCGUUGGUACCACCAUGGUGGUCACUACCCUCGUCACGGUCAUUGGUGACGGUCAGCCUCAGGUUGUUCCGACCACGAUCCCCGUCCCUCUCUGCCAGAUUGGUGACGGACAGGUUCAGGGCCACACCACCCCCUGCGGCGAGUUGCCCCCUGUCACUGUGACGCCCUCUGCUCCCGCCAGCCAGCCUCCUUACACGCCCCCGGGAACCCCCGUUGCCCCUCCUGCAACCACCGCGCCGGUCGUCCCGCCCGUCCCCACCACGAAGGUGCCUGUCCCGGUCCCCUCGGUCCCGUCGACCCCUGUCAACAGCACGGCGGUCGUGACCACCCCGGGCACCACCGCUACCCCGCCUGCGACCACGACCACUCCGGCGGCUCCCCCCGUUGCUGCCGGCCAGAACCUGGCUCCGGCUUCGUUUGUCGCUCUCGUUGCCACUCUGAUGGCAGUCGUUUGCCUCAUCUAAGUCGCUUGAUUCGGAAUGUGUGGGUGGACUUGAUUAGUCCACAAAGGCUUAAUUGGCAUUUUUGCUUCUCAAUACCCUGCCAAGAAAUCGGCAUUUUAAUUCCAUGAUGAUGACCAAGAAACGGACUUUGUACAAGAGCAGAGGAUGGAUGGGUUUGCAGGUUUGCAAAUAGGUAGCUAGAUAGUUGGAAGGGACUGUGACAAGUCCCAGGGAAACCGACCACUAGAACAAUACCAACACAUCUUCAGCU
Molecule: messenger RNA, 2761 nt
Organism: Colletotrichum scovillei
Lineage: Eukaryota; Fungi; Ascomycota; Sordariomycetes; Glomerellales; Glomerellaceae
Product: covalently-linked cell wall protein
Exons: 2
Coding region: 1561-2511 (316 amino acids)
Biological process (GO): fungal-type cell wall organization
Cellular component (GO): fungal-type cell wall
Molecular function (GO): structural constituent of cell wall
Source: RefSeq, a predicted model, not a curated record